Molecule: messenger RNA, 703 nt
Organism: Megalops cyprinoides (Indo-Pacific tarpon)
Lineage: Eukaryota; Metazoa; Chordata; Actinopteri; Elopiformes; Megalopidae
Gene: seraf
Product: von Willebrand factor D and EGF domains
Exons: 5
Coding region: 9-653 (214 amino acids)
Biological process (GO): anatomical structure development
Cellular component (GO): extracellular region; cell surface
Molecular function (GO): signaling receptor binding
Source: RefSeq, a predicted model, not a curated record
UGAAUAAGAUGGGUCUCUUGUGCUGUUCUUCUGCCCUGCUGAGGAUGGGGCUCCUACUGGCCUCCCUGGCACUUUUUGUGAGCAUCUGUGAGGGCCGAUCGGAGGCAUCCCGCGGGGUGGCCAUCCCCUUCGUGUUUGACCCAAAAGCAAUAUGCGACCCACCGUGCAAGCAUGCAGGAAUCUGUAUCCGAAACAACACUUGCUUCUGUUCAAAGGGCUACGAGGGAGAGGUCUGCCAAUAUGCUAACUGCUAUCCCAAGUGUAAAAAUGGAGGAGAGUGCCUUCGUCCUGGGAAAUGUCGAUGUCCUCCAGGAUUUGGAGGAAAAUAUUGUCAUAAAGUGGUGUGUGACGGUGGAUGCUGGAAUGGAGGGGACUGCAUUGCAGUGAAUGGAGUUGUGAAAUGUCUCUGUCCCUCCAGCUGGACUGGCUCCAGAUGUCAAGAAGCGAUCUGUCCCCAGGGCUGCAGGAAUGGGGGCAGUUGUGUUGCCCCAGGAAUCUGCAGCUGUCCUGAUGGUUGGCUGGGAGGAGCCUGCCACACUGCUGUGUGUAAGCGCCCAUGUCUGAAUGGGGGAAAGUGUGUUUCUCCUGAUGUUUGCCGAUGUCGCCCCCCCUUCUCUGGACCACGGUGUGAGGAAAGAAAGAAGUUGUUCUAACCAGGGGGCAACAAACGGUCAAAUGGCCUACACCACAGUACUACAGAAGA